UCCAAUAGCGCGAACUUAACACUGGUUGCUCAGGCCCAGUCAAAACAAUGCAGCUUAGCUUUUACUUAACGAUUAUUAUUACCCCGUUUAACUUCAUUGUACGGUGAAUUCACCGCCCGGUGUUCUGCUUCGGUAACGGUUAGUGUCGUCGUUGUAACCGGUUAUUGUGUCCGAAGUUGUCCGUCCGUCGGGGCUUCUUCUACCGUGCGUUUUGUCUUCGCUGACGGUUGGAAAUGUAAACGGCUAGCAGGCGUCUGAGAGCGGCAGAAAACACACAAAACACGGUGAAAAUAAGAGAAAGGAGAGGGCGGAAAAGAAGUACGCGUCGAAGUUGAAGCGAGAGGCAGAUUAAAAUCAACCUCCAGCUCGGUCGACUGGUAGCAUGGUGGAGUAAAGGCGUCUACCGGGCUGCUCGGAACCUCUCAGCGGGGAAGGAUCACCAUGGCUCCGGGCUCUCUGGUGGCGGCCUGCCGCAGCCUGGCCCUCUCUACGUGGCUGCUUUCCUUCUGCUUCGUCCACCUGCUGUGCCUGGACUUCACCGUGGCCGAGCGCGAGGAGUGGUACACGGCUUUCGUCAACAUCACCUACGUGGACCCGGCCACGUCGGAGCUCCGUACCGAGAAGACGGAGUGCGGGCGCUACGGGGAGCACUCGCCGAAGCGGGACGCUAGAGGAGUUGUGGUUCUGCCCGCCGCGCUGCACGACCGCCAGGCCUGCGACCCCAAUACCCGGUUCGCGGUGCCCGUACAGGCCGGGGCCUGGGUGGCGCUGAUAGCCCGGGGUAACUGCACCUACAAGGACAAGAUACGCCACGCUGCAGCCCACAACGCCUCGGCGGUGGUCAUCUUUAACGUGGGGUCCGGUAACGUUAACGACACCAUCACGAUGCCUCAUUCAGGUACGGGCGAGGUGGUUGCCAUCAUGAUCCCAGAGCCGAAGGGCCGCGAGGUGGCAUCGCUGCUGGAGCGCAACGUGACGGUCACCAUGACGAUCACCAUCGGCACGCGGAACCUGCAGAAGUACGUGAGCAGGACGUCGGUGGUGUUCGUGUCCAUCUCCUUCAUCGUGCUGAUGAUCAUCUCUCUGGCGUGGCUCGUCUUCUACUACAUCCAGAGGUUCAGAUACGCCAACGCACGGGACAGGAACCAGCAGGAAGAGCUCCAACAGGUGAUGAUAGGCAGGGAGCAGAGGCUGCAUGUAGAGAGUAGACAGCGUCGACUUGGCGACGCGGCAAAGAAAGCCAUCAGUAAGCUGCAACUUCGUACCAUCAGGAAGGGCGACCAGGAGACGGAGUCUGACUUUGACAACUGUGCUGUCUGCAUCGAGGGCUACAAGGCCAACGAUGUGGUCCGCAUCCUGCCCUGCAGACAUUUGUUCCAUAAGAGCUGCGUGGAUCCGUGGCUGCUGGAUCAUCGCACGUGUCCCAUGUGCAAGAUGAACAUCCUCAAAGCCCUCGGCAUCGCCGUGAGUCCGACGCACUUUAACCACAUCUGUUGGAUACGUUUUAAAUGUUAA
Molecule: messenger RNA, 1515 nt
Organism: Sander lucioperca (pikeperch)
Lineage: Eukaryota; Metazoa; Chordata; Actinopteri; Perciformes; Percidae
Product: RING finger protein 150-like
Exons: 5
Coding region: 442-1515 (357 amino acids)
Source: RefSeq, a predicted model, not a curated record